AUGUCUAGAAGUGUGUGGACUGAAGCAGAAGAUCUUUGUUUGUCGAGAUGUUGGGUGACGAGGAGACCGGACCCUGUUACAGGUAGGUGUGAAAUGAGCAAUCCCGACGUCUCCUUUUGGGAUGACGUUAUUGAAAUGUUCAACGCGGAGACCAAUGGAGGACCACGAAGCAAGGCUCAACUGCAAGGUCACUGGAGCAAGAUGCGGAAAGAAUGUAAACCGUUUGAGGCAAUUUGGACGCGGUUGAUUGCACAAGGAGGCAACGGAGAGGAUGAGCAAUAUUAUGCAACGGCACAUCAGAUAUAUCGGGAGAAGCAUGGGAGGGGAUUCACAUACGAGCACUGCUUCAGGCAGCUUAUCUUUGUUCCUUUUUAG
Messenger RNA from Erigeron canadensis, 375 nucleotides. RefSeq lists its product as uncharacterized. The transcript has a single exon. Lineage: Eukaryota; Viridiplantae; Streptophyta; Magnoliopsida; Asterales; Asteraceae. The record is from RefSeq and is a predicted model, not a curated record. The coding region runs from base 1 to 375 and encodes 124 amino acids.